UCAAGUCAUCGGUAGCCUUAAAGCUGAAGCACAAGACCUGGGCAUCAAGAACAAGUAUCUAGAGCAGAUCAUAGAAAAGCAGCGACAGGAACUCCUUACAUAAAACACAUCAAGUCAAACGAAUGUACAUAGCUCUGAGGACUACCAGCCUCUUUCACAUCUCCCAAUCUCCCGUAAGGAUGCAUUUACAGACGUAUGUAUCCUUUAAGGGUCCUCUACGGAAAAACGCGUGUCCCGUAGUGUACAGGAUUAGACCAGAAUUGUCAAUCCUUCUCCCUGUCUGGACCGGGGCGAGUUGUCUGGACGAUCCCCUCACGGCUUAGCUGGACGAUAUACCAUCUGCGCUUAUAUACAGUAUCUUCCCGUCAUAUUAUGGCACCUCACAAAGGGUGUGGUGGUAUGGUGACCCAGCAGCAACGACGCAAACGAGAAGCUCCUCAUGCCAUUGUUCACAGCAUGGCUAUCGAAAUUCAGCAUACCCACACCAGUGACACCACCGUGCCAAGCCAGAGCUACGAGCAACUUACGAUAGAGGAGUUUUCUGCGGUGGCCACUGUCAGCUCACAGAUCAUUGCUCAAGCCAAUUCCCACUUUGCUGCAUUGACAUACAUCUGCGAACGGUUGAAGAGAACCUAUCCCCUUCUCACAUCAGGAGAAUGCGGGUCUGUAACGCCCCUGAUAGCCUCUCUACUUCACGAGUCGAACAUUGCGCAAACCGCUUCCAGCAACAUUCGCAACGGGGAUAUUGGAGGCAACGCCGCGCUGAGGGGCUGGGAACCUCUAGUCCUGCUGCUGCAGACACAACCAUCGGCGCCAACUUCAGACCGCGCGACGCCCGUCUUCAGGAAGAUCAUGGAGAUCCACGCACUUGGGUUCUGCGAUGUGAUCAGUGAUAGCAUUCUUAUAGGGGCACUCUGGAAGCGAAACCAGGUCCCGGGAACUCUGGAGCCGACGCAUGUAGAAACAUCAAAAGCCAUCCAACACCUUCUUUCCACCAAGCGUCGAAUCUACGCACUCUCCCUACGCCGCCGCAAGUUUGGUGUCCUACGUUUCGACAACGCCAAUGAUGAGAACACAACCUGGACGGCAAUGUGUGAGCAGCUAGCAGAACUGCCCACCAAACGGAGCAUCCGAUCCACAUCAAUUAUACCUAUCUUUUCAAAUGCAAAGCGAAACCUCUACCGCAUGCACAUUGAUUGGUGCCCAACAGACGACGUUUUCCCUCUUUCGGUGGCCUUUCUAUCGCAAACUCCUCAAUUCCAUCGCCUAUCGCAAACUUCUCGUGCACUUGUGUGCACAACGGUAGAAUCUGUUGCAUGCACGCUCAACCCGGGGCUUCCACAUAUGACUCGCAGGGCUGGGACUGAGUCAACCUCUGAUGGCGCAUCCAACCAAACCAGAUCACAUCAACGGCAUCGCAGUCUUAGAGUAGGAUUCUACGCCAAUUUGCUAGGGGAUGUGGUGGAGAAGAUGGAUCUGGACGACGAUGAGCGGGCUUCAAUGGUGAUCGACCUCGCCAUCACACCCCAAUCCCUCCCCUGGGAGGAGCAACCAGUCAGCGUAGCUUCCGUGCGCCUAGUCUUGGAUCAACCGGGUGACAGGCUCAUAGAGGCUUUGUCCGUCAAACAAAGAGAAUCAAAAGAAUCAGAGAAGGAGACAGAGGGAGCAGGCACGCCAGUAAAGUUCCGGAAGUUUACCAUUGAGCAAGGCGAUGAUGGGAAACUCCGGUUGUAUGCCGAGAAGCGUGUGCGAAUGCGACCCGCACCCAGAGAACAGGGUCGAUAGUCGAUAGAUAGUCACGACCCAGAGCACCCAGAGAACAGGGUCGACAGUCGAUAGAUAGUCGCAUUGUACACGCUCUCACGGAAAUUGUAGUGGUUCAAUAAUUUUAAUAUACAUUACACAUUUGAGAACAUCUACGCCCUCACCAAUCAUCGG
Messenger RNA from Fimicolochytrium jonesii, 1938 nucleotides. RefSeq lists its product as uncharacterized. The transcript is spliced from 2 exons. NCBI's taxonomy places the organism in Eukaryota, Fungi, Chytridiomycota, Chytridiomycetes, Spizellomycetales, Powellomycetaceae. Bases 373 to 1785 code for a protein of 470 amino acids. The record is from RefSeq and is a predicted model, not a curated record.